CGGCGGACCAUUACAGCGGUAGUCGGGGCGACGGGAGCGGAACUGUUUGUCCAGCCGUUAAAAGGCAGUUGACGGAGGUUAGCUAACGUUAGCUGUCAGCCAGGUUCAUUGUGCAGGGAUGGAGGUAACACGCAAAAAUUAUAAGGACAGUUUAAGCACGGUGUACAGCGCCAUAGAAGAGGCUGACUUCCUUGCCAUCGAUGGAGAAUUUUCAGGGAUAAGCGACGGUCCUAAUGUCAGUGCACUGACCAACGGGCUGGACACACCGGAGGAACGAUACACAAAGCUGAAAAAGCAUUCCAUGGACUUUCUGCUGUUCCAGUUUGGGCUCUGUACAUUCAAGUAUGACCAGACAAAGUCAAAGUAUAUCACAAAGCCCUUUAACUUUUAUAUUUUCCCAAAACCGUUCAACAGGACGUCCCCUGACAUAAAGUUCAUUUGUCAAAGUUCCAGUAUUGACUUCUUGGCCAGUCAGGGUUUUGACUUCAACAAGGUGUUCUGUCACGGAAUCCCAUACCUAAAUCAGGAGGAGGAAGCCCAGCUGAGAGAGCAGACUGAGGAGAGGAGGAAUCAACAAGCUAAUGGUGUAGGGACACCAUCCUUUAUCUCCCCAUCGUCCUCCAAAGGCCCUGCACACGUACCUGAGGAACAUAAAGAUUUUAUCAACAGGGUGGUAGAGAAGGUUGAGGCCCUCUUCAGUAACUCAGAAAAGACUUUGGACUUGGAUCCAUGUACUGGGUUUCAGAGGAAGCUGAUCUACCAGACACUGAACUGGAAGUUCCCAAAGGGUCUUCAUGUGGAAACAGUGGAAACAGAAAAGAAGGAGCGAUACAUCCAGGUCAGUAAAGUUGAUGAAGAGGAGAGGAAGAGGAGGGAACAGCAGAAACUGGAGAGAGAGCAGGAGGAACUAAAUGAUGCUGUUGGUUUCUCCAGGGUCAUCCACGCCAUCUCUAAAUCUGGGAAACUUGUCGUUGGCCACAACAUGCUCUUGGAUGUGAUGCACACCAUCCACCAGUUCUACUGCCCUCUGCCAGAGGAUCUUCAAGACUUUAAAGAGGUUACAAUGUGUGUCUUCCCAAGACUUCUGGACACAAAGUUGAUGGCGUCCACUCAGCCAUUUAAGGAGUUGAUCACUAACACUUCUCUGGCAGAGUUGGAAAAACAGCUGAAGGAAAACCCCUUUAAGUCGCCACAAGUCGAAACGACAGAGAGGUUCCCCAGUUAUGACACAGCCCAGGAGCAGCUCCACGAGGCAGGGUAUGAUGCCUACAUCACUGGCCUGUGUUUCAUCUCCAUGGCCAACUACCUGGGUUCUUUCUUGACUCCACCCAAAGCUUACAUCUCAGCCCGCUCCAAACUAAUUGAGCCUUUCUUUAACAAGCUCUUCCUGAUGAGGAUUAUAGAUAUACCCUACCUCAACAUCACAGGACCAGAUUUGCAACCCAAGAGAGACCAUGUCCUGUAUGUCACCUUCCCAAAAGAAUGGAAGACUAGUGACCUCUACCAGCUCUUUAGUGCCUUUGGAAACAUCCAGGUUUCAUGGGUAGAUGACACAUCAGCAUUUGUGUCGCUGAGUCAGACAGACCAGGUACAAAUAGCUAUGAACACCAGCCGCUAUGCAGAGAGCUACAAGAUCCAGACAUAUGCAGAGUACAUCCAGGGUAAAGAGAAGGAGAAGCCUGGCCAAACAGCCAAAACCUGGGGCGAAGAUGGCUGGGUGAAAUCUAACUAUACCUCCUCCACUACUUCUGGGUUUGGAUACCCCAGGAUGAGGAAACGCAGCAUCAGUCCCGUUCAGGGAGCGCAGGGAACCGAAGAGGCUCUAAUUGCAGAUGGCUGGAGUCACUACUCAUACCCAGAUAGCACUGGCAGCAAGAAGAUGAAAACUGAUGUUCCAAGUGGACAGGCAAAUGCAGACGCUGUUGAGAGCAAGACCUCAGAGGGAUGGCUUAGGACAACAGAUGCAUCCAAUUCAGCUGAGUUAAGUCCAGCACAUGAUGAUGAUGAUGAGGAUGAUAAAAGUUCUGGGGACACAGAUCCAUGCAGUGAUGCUGAGGGGACAAUCACUUGGCAGCAAACCUCAACAGUCCACAGGAGGAAAAGUCAAAAGAACAAGAAAAAGAAGUCUGAAGCUGAAUCCACAACCUCCUUGUUUGACGUCCCAGACCUCUGGUAGCGAGAGGCCACUGUCCCACACUGGGCUCCUGCUCAGGGUCUCUUCAGAAGCACUUGGGGCACUCUCCUUCAAAGUCCUACAGCACUGGGAGUAGUGUAAUGCCCUGAUUAAUUCAUUCACUCUGCAGCUGUGCAUACCGUGUCCAAAGCUACCAGCCCAGCCACUUGACUGGACUGUUGAAAGAGAGAACACAAGCCAUAACAACAGUUGCCAUAUUUUGAUGUAAUGCCAGAGGAGCAGGCAACUCGUCUGGGUAAACACACAGACACACACACACAGACACACACACACACCACCAGAUCUUGUAAAUCUAAACCAGAAAAAUGUUCCUUUAUUCUCUGAUGUGUUCAGACUGGAAUCUGCCACCACACUCAUGCUGUCACUUUGGAAUCAUUCAUGGAUUUUAACGAGUCACCUGUCGACAGUCUAUUUUGUGAGUGUGAGGUGUGUUUGUGUGAGCGCGUGCAUGUGAGGGACAUGUACAUUUUCUGUAGUCUUUGUAUCCCUGUGAAUUUGUUUCAUCAGUCGUAAAAGGUAAAAUACCACUUGACAGGUCCUGUAGUUUCUAAUGUCAGGGUUACUUAGUAUUUUAAUGCAGUCAGAUAUUUUCCCCAUUUUAAAAUUAAGUUCCGUCAACUUCUCAAGUUUUAGCCGACUUAUAUGAGCUUAUCAUCAAUGAUAAUGUGAUAUUUAUUAUUGGUGGUAUUUUGACCCUUCAUGAGAGGUGCUGGUGUUUUUUUUUUGUGUACAGAAUUGUUUUUCUUUACAUUUUUGUGUUUAAUAUUUUGUAACUGUGUCAACCUGCAACGAUUUCAGAGUAUGUUCUAAUGCAAAAGGUGUAAACGUUAAGUAAACAAAUACUUUUUGUAUAAGACAAAGUUUAAAAAUCCUCAAAUAUUUCCUUGGAAAGGGAAAAAAUUAAAGAAUGUUUCUUAGUAA
Messenger RNA from Amphiprion ocellaris (clown anemonefish), 3115 nucleotides. It is a transcript of the gene parn, whose product is annotated as poly(A)-specific ribonuclease (deadenylation nuclease). The record is from RefSeq and is a predicted model, not a curated record. Gene Ontology annotation, molecular function: RNA binding; poly(A)-specific ribonuclease activity; metal ion binding. Gene Ontology annotation, cellular component: cytoplasm; nucleus. Lineage: Eukaryota; Metazoa; Chordata; Actinopteri; Pomacentridae. Gene Ontology annotation, biological process: nuclear-transcribed mRNA poly(A) tail shortening. The transcript is spliced from 26 exons. The coding region runs from base 119 to 2176 and encodes 685 amino acids.